AUGUCUUCCCACUCUUACGAAGUCGCUCUCUUCGGAGAUUUCUUCGCGCAGGAUCUACCAGCGGUGUUGAACCGCAUCACCCUUCACAGCCAGUCAGCGCAUCAGAUGCAUGCGCGGGAGAUCGUGUUUGAGCCAUACGAUGCCCAAACUCAACGUGAAGCAGGACAAGAGCCCGUUGUGCUCAGGGGACGAAAGGAACUACUUGAACCGGACGCGAGAUGGCUGCUUUACUCCUAUCUCAAACCAGAAUCUGCCCGUGUACAUCCUGAGGCGACAGUAAGACCUUGGGCCACAUGCCAAGUAGUCGGGAAUGCCCUUAAUUUCGCGUCCGCGCUCGGGUACAUCCGUCGGUCCCAAAUUUACAAGCGAGGAUAUGUCUUCCGCCGCGGACCCCUGGUGAUCCAGAUGUUCCAGCAGGAGCAGGUGGACCUCAAGACACAUAAGCCUAUCCCAGCGCACGCCGAUACGUUGUGGGAAGUAGAGGUAAAGACUGCAGCACCUGUGCGAAAUACUCCCGAAACCCCACUCAGCAAAUACGUCGAUGCGGUGCUCGAGGUUCAACUCCUCAUGAAGGGUUUGCUAGAUCUCAGACGGCAAGAUGUUUGA
This is a messenger RNA of Postia placenta MAD-698-R-SB12, 606 nucleotides long. RefSeq lists its product as hypothetical. Lineage: Eukaryota; Fungi; Basidiomycota; Agaricomycetes; Polyporales; Adustoporiaceae. Gene Ontology annotation, molecular function: transcription coregulator activity. Gene Ontology annotation, cellular component: core mediator complex; mediator complex. Bases 1 to 606 code for a protein of 201 amino acids. Gene Ontology annotation, biological process: regulation of transcription by RNA polymerase II; termination of RNA polymerase II transcription. The record is from RefSeq and is a predicted model, not a curated record. The transcript has 5 exons.